CAAAAACUUGGGGGUUUUGUAAUUUCGUUGCUGCCUUCAUGGCGAGUUUCGUUUCUCUGAGCUUCUCCGUUCCACAGGUCAUUUUCAAGGAAAUGCCACCAUGGAAACUGGCUAAAGUCACAGUAGUUCCAAGGCGAGCUGGAACAGCUUCGAAGUUUGUGCUAUCCUGUUGCACAAAUAAAUCCAUAUCUAAUUGGGAAAACUGCCAUCCAGUACGGUUAACUUCAAGACCUUUUUGGGGAAUAGUUUCUUCUAGUUCCAGGAAUUUGGUAUUAGCUGGCUACUGGGUAGGACCUGAUGUUGAUGACGGAUGGGGAUAUAUAGAAGCUUUUGUUGAUCGGAUUACUUAACUAUUCAAACUUUGAAUUCCACUUCUUGAUUUUCUUUUGUUUACUAUGUCUGAUCUUAGUCGAAUGCAUCAGUCACUUGCUUUCUCCAAAAUAUCU
Messenger RNA from Cucurbita moschata (crookneck pumpkin), 446 nucleotides. RefSeq lists its product as uncharacterized. The coding region runs from base 39 to 350 and encodes 103 amino acids. The record is from RefSeq and is a predicted model, not a curated record. NCBI's taxonomy places the organism in Eukaryota, Viridiplantae, Streptophyta, Magnoliopsida, Cucurbitales, Cucurbitaceae. The transcript is spliced from 3 exons.